AUGUCCCAGGACUGGGAUCCUUUCGCAGACCCAGCGGAUGAAGACCUCGAGGAGGAUGACAGGAAAGUCACUGUCGCUUCAAUCGAUGCCAACGUUGCUUCUACCCGCUCCACGAGGGAUGAGGAAGCAAAAGCCGCCACCCGCAAGCCCGAGGUGGCGCCAGACCCUUCAUUGGAGCUGUCCUCCUGCGAAGCGGUUCAUGGGAACUUGAUAAGUGGCGCAGCGGAGCAGCUGUCGAAUGAGGCCGACGGAGGUCCAGGAGCCCCCGGACCCCCGCCGACGGGCACUGAACAAGAAGGCCAAGCGGCCAGCCCUCAGCUGACACAGCCAACAUGGCGCAGCAAGGGGCGUCGCAAGGGAGCUGGUAAAGGUAAGGACGCAGGACGCGCUGCUUGGUUGCUGGGCUUGGACUCGGUUUCUCAGCCCGACAAAGAGCUGGUUGAAGGCAAGGAGCCCAACGAGCCCCAAGAGCCCAAGCAGGUCCUGGAGCCCAUCGGCAAGCUUCGAGAAGUCGAAAUCGUUGAAAGUCUCAGCGCAGAAGCUGAGAGCACACAAGCCGAAAGUCCUCGAGACACGGACAGCCCUUCCACGAAGAUCGUGGAACACGACGAUGUCCCUUCCUCUACGCGCGCUGCAGGUGGUGAUGCCCUUGAGGCCCAUACCAGCGCUGGCCAGGUCGAGGAAACCCGGAUCAUCUGCGAGACGGACCCGAACGAGGUGCUUGCGUGGAGGGAGCUCUUCUUCAAGCUCGGGGAGGUGGAGGAGAAACCAUCGUCCUCAGUCGCACCCGAGUAUGGAACUUGGGGGGAGAAAGGCUCCCUGUCGCGACUUCUGCGGCGGGAAGGCCUCGCGAUGCCGGAGCCGCUGAGAGACGUUGCCGCCGGCUUCGAUCCGGAUUCUGCUGGAAGCGUCGAUCCGGAUCCUACCCAGGGCAGGUUUGCCCCUGGUCAGUGCCUGUUCCGCAGGUCCGAUCGCUUUGGCGGUCCCCGUAGUCGGCGGGGUGCCGGCUGA
Molecule: messenger RNA, 1011 nt
Organism: Symbiodinium natans
Lineage: Eukaryota; Dinophyceae; Suessiales; Symbiodiniaceae
Source: the annotation of a GenBank genome assembly